UUGUUUAUCUGUGCAGUGUUUUAAAUAUUCGUGAAAAUGUCUGACGAAGCGCCACAUGAAGCGCAAGGAAAUAAACGAAACAAUAGGAAACGUAAGAAGUCUUUCUUAAAGAAUGCCAGGAAAUAUGCGAAAAAAGGACAUUAUGGUAGAGGAAGUCAUAUUGAGGCCGAUACAUAUCAAUACUUUGUAAGGAUUAUGGAAACUUAUAGAGAAGGAUUUGAUAAUGAUGAAGAUAAAGCAAAUUUUGUAAACAAUGUUUUUGAACAAACUGAAAACACUGAAGUCAACUGCAGUUGUAACCAAGUGGGGUGUCGUGUGGUUGAAAUGCUUAUACCAUUUGCCAAUGACAGUGUGUUGGAAAGGUUCAUGAAAGCCUUCAGCGAUGAUAUUCGUCCAAUUUGUAGCGAUAGAUUUGCCACACAUGUUCUAGAAGCUUUAGUUACACAAUCUACACAAAGAUCAUUAAAAACAGACUUACCUGACAAAACUAAAGAAAUGUACAAAGCAUUCACAAUUAAAAUCAGUAAGUUUUUGUUAAAUAACAUGGAAGAUUUCAUCUGGGAUACCUAUGGAAAUCAUGUUAUUAGAACAUGUUUGUUGAAUUUGGCAUUAUUACCCAAAGAGGAUGAUAAAAAACCACAGCAAAAGAAAAAUACUGAAAUUAAGGAAGAAGAGGAAAAAAAUACUGAUGUUCCUGAAUAUUAUUCUGAAAUAAUUAAAGAUUAUGCUGAAAGAUUAAUAGUUUGGCCUCAGUUUAAAGAACUUUGUUCAUCUGAAUUAACAUCAGGUUUUCUGCAGAUUUUAUUAAAAACCUUAAGAAAAGUAGACAAAAAAUUGUUAAGAAAAUACCUGGAAAAAUUUUUGGAAGAUUUAUUUGCUCCAGAAAAUAAUAAAAAUAUUGACAAUCCAGAUUCUUUUCCACAAGUAUUUUUAUCCAAACCAGCUAUGAUGAUAUUGGAAAUGGCUUUACAAGUGGCAAAAUCAAAAAUGUUUACCCAAAUUUAUGUUAAAUGUUUUUCAGGAAAGUUGGUAAAACUUGCUAAAACAAGAAAUACCAAUUUUGCUGUUCAAAAAUUGUUAAAUCAUUGUAAUGAUAAGGCUGAAUUUGAAGCUAUGUUUGAUGAAUUAGCAGAUAGUUUUUUGGAAAUUGUUGAAGCUGGACACUCAGGUGUCAUUUUAUCCUUGGGACAAAGUUGCAAAAGAUUGUCAGCUAAACAAGGGAAUUAUGUUCAGAGUAUAAUGAAAUGCUUUGGUUGUGAACAAGAAGACCAAAGUCAUCACUUAAUUAUAUGCUUGAGCCGAUUAACUUCAUUGGAAAAAAUGAAAGGCACAUCAAAUGAAAAUCUUCAAAAGGAAAAGUUAAAUCUACAUGGAACACUUAUAUUGCAAUUAAUGUUGGAGUUUAAUAAACCGAUAAAAAUUGUUAAUGGCAUUCUUAAUACAGACAUCAAUGAUUUAAAAAAUUUGUUUUCAAACAGCAUGGGAAGCCAUAUUGUGGAUUCAUAUGUUAAAAGUGCUUUUGUUGGAGAGAAAAGUAGGGAGAAAUUAGUUCGCAAAAUGAAGGGUACUUAUCAAGAAUUGGCUUCUUCAAAAUUUGGUUCAAGAUGUUUUGAAGCCUUAUGGAAUGCCGCAAAUUUAAAAAGUAGAUUAGCUAUUAUGGAUGAACUUCUGUAUAAAGAUGGAGCUUGGUCAAAUUCAGAUCACGGUAAAAUUAUUUCCAACAAAAUUAAUUUUAUUCUUUACAAACGAAGUAAGGAAGAAUGGAAAAAUAAUUUAAACAAAACCACUGAUAAGACUAAGGAAAUGUUUGCAGAUGUGUUAAAGUAAAUUGUUUUAAUAUAUACUUAUUUUACAUUUUUACGUUUUUAAAGGAUUUUAAUAAAUAAAACACAAGAUUCCAGUGAAUGUAUAUAUUGUGAAAAGUCCUUAAUUUAAUAAUGUUAUUGCAA
Molecule: messenger RNA, 1949 nt
Organism: Brassicogethes aeneus
Lineage: Eukaryota; Metazoa; Arthropoda; Insecta; Coleoptera; Nitidulidae
Source: the annotation of a GenBank genome assembly